Polyodon spathula (Mississippi paddlefish) is the source of this 701-nucleotide messenger RNA. RefSeq names its product astacin-like metalloendopeptidase. The annotation marks the transcript as partial. Gene Ontology annotation, biological process: proteolysis. The record is from RefSeq and is a predicted model, not a curated record. Lineage: Eukaryota; Metazoa; Chordata; Actinopteri; Acipenseriformes; Polyodontidae. The transcript is spliced from 7 exons. Gene Ontology annotation, molecular function: zinc ion binding; metalloendopeptidase activity.
GAGAAAGCCAGGAUCCUGAAAGUAAGGAUAUAGUCACCAGAAUCUUAGAAGCCAAUAGAGGCAAUGGUGAUAAGAAUGUGAUACGUGAAGCAGUGAAAGACUUUGUUGAUCAGACGUGUAUUCGGUUUAUAGCGCGCACAACAGAAAAGCAGUACCUGAGUAUAAUGCCUGAAAAUGGGUGCUGGUCCUAUUUGGGCAGGACAACAAUGCUAGCGCAGCCAGUGUCCUUGAGUGCAGGGUGUAUGGCCAAAGGAUCCGUUCAGCAUGAGCUCUUUCAUGCUCUGGGCUUCUAUCAUGAGCAGUCGAGAAGUGACCGGGACCAGUAUGUCACUAUCAUGUGGGAUAACAUCGAAGAAGCAUAUAAGAAUGCAUUUGCCAAAGAAGAUACAAAUAAUCUGGACACUACAUAUGACUAUAGUUCAAUCAUGCAUUACCCAAGCUUUGCUUUCACGAAAAAUGGCAACCCAACUGUAUUACCUAUUUUAAAUCCUGAACGCUACAUUGGACAGAGAGUAGGAAUGACCGCCACUGAUAUCAAAAAAGUCAAUCGUCUGUAUCAAUGUGAUAUCUGCAAUAUGGAUUUCAGUGAAAUGUCUGGAAGUUUUGCCUCUAUAAACCAUCCCACAUCUUACUCAAAAAACACACACUGCUGGUAUCGCAUUCGAGUUCCAGACAGCAUGUUUCUUUCUGGUCCCAUUUGA